Molecule: messenger RNA, 3809 nt
Organism: Bemisia tabaci
Lineage: Eukaryota; Metazoa; Arthropoda; Insecta; Hemiptera; Aleyrodidae
Source: RefSeq, a predicted model, not a curated record
AGAUUACCAAGCUCCUGCAUCUGUGUUAGUCGGCCCGCGCUCCUCUUGCUGAUCCAAGCGAUGCUGAUUGCUGAUCCGAGUACCGUUUUCCUGAUUGUUUACGUUCAUUAAUUCAUUUCGCAAACAUCGAGUGAUACAGCUGUGACAUUUAAAUCUAUGAUUCAUGGAUAGUUUUUCAUGGAUAGUGAUUAUCAGAGGCUGGUGAUUGGGUACUGUGAGUGUGAUCGGUUCUCUGGAUAAAACGUUGUUUUUCCGGGAUUGAUUAUUGUUUGUUUCCAGUGUUGACGGAUAGGAUACUUGAGCUUAGUUGAUGUAAAAGAACGAGAUUCAAGACAAAAUCUCUGAUAAAAGAUCAAGACGAGGGAUGGGCUUUUUCGGUUAGAGAGAGGCCCACGCCUUAAACAUGACGAUCAAAACGGAGGCAGAUAGCGCCUUCAAAGAGCCCGGUUAUGCCUCCUCCGAGGAGGGCGAAUCCCUUUGCGCCCUGAGGGACCCCCGGAAGGACGCCGACCCUUCGAAGGGUAAAAACGACAGCGGCUUCAACUCGUCCGAUGACAACCUUUCAUCAACCUCAGACACAAAUUCGGUCAGUUCGACGGACUCACCCUCUUCAGACGGGAUCACCUCGCCCGUAACCGCACACCUCCCGGAGGAAGUCCUCGCGAGCCUGCCCGAUGGAGCUGCGGAAUUCUUAAGGCUAAUCAGGGACGGGACGAAGGUCGGGUUGCCUGACAGCUUUCAAGUGCCUAUUGAGGAUGUGCCAAGCUGGUUUGACAAGAAGAAGUAUCAACUAGGUCGUCAGUUCGGCCACAAGUACUACUUCGGAAUCAACUUCGCCGAGAUGGUCUCUUUGUACCUGCUGUUUCUCCCUGAUAGAACCCUCGAGCCUUUAAUAUUCACCGGAAAUUCGCACACACCUUAUAAAGCCUUCAAAAGGUACUUAUCGACGGGCCUGCGGGUGAAAUCCUGGAUUGACUGUGAUAUAUUCGACACAGAGAGCGUGGGCUACAAGAACUUACGCACUGUGCGGGCGAUGCACCUGAACGCGAGUCGCAAACUGAACGGGUGCCCGAGGGAGGAAAUCGCGCGGCGGGGCACCAUGGCCGGCGAACCGGGUCGAGAGGGGGUCUGGUGCCCCAGCUACCAGGGCAUCCGGAAGGACCUCGCUGGAACAUGCCCCUUUGCCGGUUUCGAUGAGGCUUUCAAGAAGGAGCUUCAGGAUGCGGAGGCGACACGGCUGUACUUCAGUCAGACGGACAUGAGCAUCACGCAAUUCGGAUUCGUGGGGCUGGUUCUCCUGUACCCGGGGAAGUUCGGAGCUGGUUCGGCCACGGAUGAGGAGUUGGAGGGUUUCGCCCACCUCUGGAGGUGCAUCGGGUACCUGCUUGGCAUCGAAGACCGCUUCAAUUUCUGCCAGGGCACUCUCGCUGAAGUCCGACAGAGGACUGCGUAUACUUUGGACUUCCUCAUCAAGCCUCGGUUCAAGGACGCAGGUCCCGAUUGGGAGCACAUGUCUCGAUGCAUGGUCGAAGGGAUCUCCUACUACAUCCCGGGCGUGACGUUCGAGGUCUCGCUGAGCUACAUGUGCUGGGCCUUGGACAUCCAGAUCCCCUCCGUCUCCACCAAGCUCACCGUCGUCCAGAACUUCUUCUUCGGUCUCACCAAACUCUUCUUCUGCCACACCUCCCGCAUCCCGGCCGUCCUCCGCUUCCACAACUACCUCCUCCGCAACGCCCUCCAGAAGGUCCAGAAACAACCCCGCGAGUGGCACGAGAAACUGGAGGGUAAGAAGUACGACUACCAGAAAACCGGCGGCAGGGAUCACUUCGCACAGAUCGGAAACGAGUUACCAGUGCUCUCGUAGUUUUUAGUUUAGGUUUUAGGUUCCUCCACACCGUUUACAAAUCGUGCUGUAUUUUGAAUCUCAUCCGGUUAUUACCUGGUUAAUAAUCGAUAAAUUAUGUUUUUUGAUGGAGAAUUAGCAGAUGCCUCCACGCCGUUUGCAAAUCGUGCUGAAUUUUGAAUCUCAUCCGGUUAUUACCUAGUUUAUAAUCGAUUAAUUAUGUCUUUUGAUGGAGAAUUUGCAGAUGCCUCCACGCCAUUUACAAAUCGUGCUGUAUUUUGAAUCUCAUCCGGUUAUGUAUGUAUAAAAGCCGCUUUUACGGCGUGCUAGGGCGCUCUGCGACGCCUACUCGCCACAGGGAUCUGUCAUGGUACCUAGAGAUCCUCCGGAAGCUGGCAUCUCUCCAUCUCUUCACUGUUCCGGUUCACGGUUCAUCCGGUUAUUACCUAGUUAAUAAUCGAUAAAUUAUGUUUUUUAAUAGAGGAUUUGCAGAUGUCUCCACGCCGUUUACAAAUCGUGCUGUAUUUUGAAUCUCAUCCGGUUAUUACCUAGUUAAUAAUCGAUAAAUUAUGAUUUUUGAAGGAGAAUUUGCAGAUGCCUCCACGCCGUUUACAAAUUGUGCUGAAUUUUGAAUCUCAUCCAGUUAUUACCUAGUUAAUAAUCGAUAAAUUAUGUUUCUUGGUAGAGAAUUUGCAGGUGCCUGAGAUUUGAUGAAUUUCCUGUUUAUAGAAAAACUGAUAAAAGAACUGUACACGAGGAUACCGUUGGUUCAUAAAUUGAACAAUAAUUAUUGGGGAAUAUAUGACCAAAAUAAUCUAAUCUGGUAAAAUACAUGUGUUUAAAUGGGAAAUGCAUCCGGAUGACGUCACUUGACGGUUCAUUUCCUCACUUUUACAUCUAUUUUUAAACUAUGUCCUAUGUUAGAUAGAAAUGUAUGUAGGUACUGCGAAAUCAGCUCUUUAAGCACUCUUAGACGAUGCAAUAAAAAAUUGCGUGCAAAUUCUCCAUUGAUCUGUUUUUACAGCAAGUAACUAUUCAGUCAACUAAUAGAUCUUUGAUAUCGGGCACUAAAUUAAAAAAUGUUCAUCUUCUACACCACUAGAUUUUUUUAUAGAUAAGGUUGAAGCAUAAAAAAUAGAAAUGCCUAAGUACAUACAUUUGAAAAGGAAGCGGCCGAAUGGCUUUUAUGAUUUAAUUGAAUCAGACAAAAUGUCGAUUUUAAUUGUCUUGGCUACUUUGCCUUAGUGUAGAUUUUUCUCAAAUGAAGUUGUUAGCUUCUCUGCUCUUUUGUACCUUCUAGUAUGAAUCACACCAUUUUCAUUUUUAUUUCAUGCAUGGAUUUAAAAAUGGUGCUUAAAACUUUACCACUGACUCAUAAGAUGAAAAAAAAUGUUGGGCUAGACCUUCGUACAAUUUUAGCACGAUUAAAACGUAUAUGUAAAAAAAAAACAUUGAGAAAUGAUAUGGGUCAUAAAGAACCACUUGCAAUAUAAGUAUUGGAGGCUAUAAUCUCAGUCCUGUCUGACCUGAGUUGAUUCAGUGUCGUCUCUUGUAAAACUCUCAACGACUACGAAUGAUUUAAUUGAUUUUCUCCGUUUAGUGAACUUAGCAUAACGUUGCUGCAAUAUCAAACCCCCUCCUUUAUAAUCAAAUCGCGCUGUGAUUGCUUUGAAUUCUGGUGAUUUAGAGUCUAUAUAUAGUAUUAUUUUGCAACAAUCAUAAUGAAUCUGAGUAGUAUGUACAUGUUAUUAUGAGCAACUGAACAUUGCCUCAUAGAGAUCAAAUCUGCACAAAAUCUUCUCCUCAGAGGAGACGAGGUGAAUUGUGAUAGAAUGCGGGUUUCCCUCUCUAACUCUGUGAAGACUAUUUUUAUUCUAAUUUUUCUCCCAGUUGCACUUUAUCUGUUCCACUUUUGUACCUUACUUUUACAUUAAUAAAACUGUACAAAUUUUUCAUUUUCACCGCU